CGUAGGAGUAACGGACGCGGCGCCUUCACCGCCGCAUCAGGGUCGGGACAAUGUCACCAACCCGACAUACCAAACGGUAGCGCAGACAAAUUGAUAAGCUGAAACGGGCACGCCGUGUAUCAUUUAUAAUAUGUUAUUUUUCCAUCAGGCCCGUUUCAGACCACCCCCGCUGGCCUGUAAAUUGAUUAAUCUUUUGAUCGCCAGCACUGUUAAAGGUCGGACGCCAUUUUCUCAUUGCGCCAAUUCGCCGCGUCGUAGACAAAGACCACAAACAACUCCGGUUCGUCGAUCUUAAGGUAGCCUGUCCGUGUUUUGUUUUACCGGUUUAAUUUUUUUUUUUCCAUUUGUCAAUCGUUUUUUUAACGUUGUAAUCUCGGCGUGGCAACAGCGUUCGGUUUUCGUUGUUCGUUUUCCCCCGUCGCGUCGUCCCUCGUUUGCAUUUCAACUUUGAGCGGUGCUCGUAUCGCCGUCGUUCGACCUUCACUCGUUCGUACCGCAAUGGCCGCCGUCCGGCGAUCCGCUCGUUAACGAGUUUUGUUAUUUUUUUAAGCGACCGAAUUGUUUCGCGCGAUUCGCAUAACACAACAUAUAUAUUUUUGAGUGUACAACGCUUAAUUCAUCCGCCAACUUUUCAUUUUCACCGGACGUUCAUCACAAAUAAGAUGGGUGUAUGUUUUAUAUGUGAUACAAAAUUGUACGGUGAACGUACACGGGUGUGUUCAAGCAUUACACCACAUAGUAAUGUAUCUUACCCAGAAAAAAUUGCUGAGCUUAUAGGAGAUGAAGCUGUGGUUAUUGUAACCCCUAAUGAUUAUAUAUGCAAGAAAUGUAACUCACUUUUGACUCAUAUGGACAAGACGGAAAAUGAUCUGAAACUUGUUAAAAAUGCAAUGUUGUCAUAUAUACAAAAGAAAUAUGGACUAUUGCCUCCUGAUCAUACUUUUAAGGAUGUUAAUAUUGUCAAUGGACACUUAGAGGCAGAGGAUCAAUUAGAACAAGGUCAGCGUAAAGUAUCUAGUGGUCUGACAAUAGGAGUUUCUUCUACUGUAACUACUGCUGCCCUUGUUAUGCCGGUCCAAACUCCAUUAAAAUUGUUAAAAACACAACAACAACCACAGCAGCAGCAACAACAACAACCACAGCAGCAGCAACAACAACAACCACCAACACAACAAGAAAACACUAACAAAAUGAAAGUAUACAAAUGCGGCUUUUGUACAUUCCAAUCAAAAGAUCUUGGGCAUGUUCGAUUCCACAUGCGCAAUCAUGUGAACAAAAAGGAGCCAGAAAAACCUAUUCUAAACCAAGCAACGGAUAAAGAAUUAACCCCAGUACCGCAACAGAAGAGGCGAAUUUAUAGAUGUCAAGUAUGUUCUAAAUCCUUUAAUUGUCGAAUUGAUUGCCUUGAUCACAUUCAGAAAGAUCAUAAUCAGUUAACUCCAUCAACCUCAAAUGCAAAAAGAGGAACUGAAGAUUCUUGUCCGGUUAUAACUAAAGUUAUGAAACCAGAACCACCCAAGACUCAAGAAAAUAAUCAACAAGCAGAGUCUCCUAUGGACGUAGACAAAAAUCAACAGGGUAACAUCAAAGGAACUGUUGACAUGGAUAUGAUGUUGAAUGACCAUGUCCCCUCUGAAGGAUCUGCAGAUGUUGAACAAAAAGAAGAAACUGAAAACUCUCAGGAAGAUAAGACUGUAAAAGAAGCCAAAUCGGAAAUAAAACCUGAGCCUGCACAUGAAAAAGCUACUGAAGAAGAAGAAGAUACAGCUGCGCUUGGACAAGAAGAAGUUGAUCAAGAAACUCCUGACAGUAUUAAGAAAGAAUAUGAUGAAGAAAAUGAAAAUGUGGAAAACAAAACAGAAGACUUGGACAUAGAAUCAAUGUUAGCCGCAAUCCAUAAUGAUAAUCCUAACAACAAUGAGGAUACACAAAACAAAGCUUAAGAUUUAUACAACUUAAAUUGAUAUAAUAGAUACAAGAAAUAUUCCAUCAACAAGUUCCGUUGCCAAUAUAUGGUUUUUUUGUGCAAAUAAACAUCUUGUUCAUCUUCAAAUUAUGUUGCAAAUGUGGAAUCCAACAAAGCGCCCUUAUUGGUUUAUAUGGACUCAAUUACUCGUAAGGUUUAAAGUAUAAUUAAUUAUAUACAUUAAUAAUAUUAUAUUUAAUUAUAAGAAUAAUACAUUUAUUUUCUUCAAGAGA
Molecule: messenger RNA, 2199 nt
Organism: Metopolophium dirhodum (rose-grain aphid)
Lineage: Eukaryota; Metazoa; Arthropoda; Insecta; Hemiptera; Aphididae
Product: probable inactive protein kinase DDB_G0270444
Exons: 7
Coding region: 663-1943 (426 amino acids)
Source: RefSeq, a predicted model, not a curated record